AUGGGACGAAUCGGUGUAGCGAUUAUGCUACUCACCAGCUUGGCGCUGAUAGCCACGGCACAGCGACAAUUUCCCGCUCACUUUCAGUUUGGUGUGGCCACUUCUUCGUACCAGAUCGAGGGUGGCUGGAAUGAAGAUGGAAAGGGUGAAUCGAUUUGGGAUCGGUUAACGCACGAAAAGCCACACAAAAUUGCCGACCAAUCGAAUGGUGAUGUGGCGUGUGAUAGCUAUCAUCAGUGGCAACGUGAUGUGGAGAUGGUACGUGAGCUUGGUGUGGAUUUUUAUCGUUUCUCGAUCGCUUGGUCACGCAUCAUGCCUACUGGAAUUAGUAACGAUGUAAAUCGCAAGGGCAUCGAGUACUACAACAAUCUCAUCGAUGAACUGCUCAAGUACAACAUCACACCGAUGGUCACGCUGUUCCACUGGGAUCUACCCCAACGGUUGCAGGAUAUGGGCGGAUGGACGAAUCGGGAAAUUGUGGAGUACUUCCGUGAGUAUGCGCGGGUGGCUUUCGAGGAGUUUGGUGAUCGUGUGAAGAUUUGGGCAACGUUCAACGAGCCCAAGCAACCGUGCAAGGAAUCGUACGAGCAGGAUGCGAUGGCACCGGGAUUGGAGUUCCCGGGCGUGUACAGCUAUCUCUGUUCGCACCACGUACUGUUGGCUCACGCAGAGGCGGUGGAUGUGUAUAGGACACAGUUUCAGGCCACUCAAAAUGGUAUGAUCGGUAUGGUUGUGGAUUCAUCGUGGCACGAACCCAACUCAGAGGAUGAUCGCGAAGCAUCGGAUCGUGCGAUGCAGUUUACUCUCGGCAUCUAUAUGCACCCGAUCUACCAUGGAAACUACCCACCGGUUAUGAUCGAACGUAUUGGAAAGCUUAGCGCUCAGCAAGGUUUCCACAAGUCCCGGCUGCCAACGUUCACUGAAGAGGAAAUCGAAAAGCUGAAAGGAUCGGCUGACUACUUCGGAUUUAACGCUUACACGACACGCUUGGUAACGGACAAUGGCGACUCCAAUGCGAAUAAUUUUGCCGUACCUUCCUUUGACCAUGAUCGCGAUGUGAUGGAAUAUACUGAUCCGAGCUGGCCGUCGUCUGCUUCAUCCUGGCUGAAGGUUUAUCCGAAAGGGCUGUACAAUGUGCUGAAAUGGAUUCGUGAUGAGUACAACAAUCCACCGGUUUGGAUUACUGAAAACGGUGUUAGUGAUCGUGAUGGAACGCGUGAUCUGCAGCGUGUGGAGUACUUUAACUCGUACCUAGACGCGGUGCUGGAUGCGAUCGAGGAGGGAUGUGAUGUGCGUGGUUAUACCGCAUGGUCUUUGAUGGAUAACUUCGAGUGGCGUGCCGGGUACUCGGAACGGUUCGGACUUUAUUAUGUGGAUUUCAAUGAUCCUGCACGGCCUCGCUAUGCGAAAACGUCGGCCAAAGUGUAUGCAAACAUCGUGAAGACGCACAUGAUCGAUCCGGAUUAUCUGCCCGAUCCGGAUGUGUUAAUUCCGGAUGAUGGAAAUAAUGGUGCUUAG
This is a messenger RNA of Anopheles maculipalpis, 1518 nucleotides long. Its product is annotated as myrosinase 1-like. The transcript has 5 exons. Gene Ontology annotation, molecular function: beta-glucosidase activity. Gene Ontology annotation, biological process: carbohydrate metabolic process. The record is from RefSeq and is a predicted model, not a curated record. Bases 1 to 1518 code for a protein of 505 amino acids. NCBI's taxonomy places the organism in Eukaryota, Metazoa, Arthropoda, Insecta, Diptera, Culicidae.